Messenger RNA from Motacilla alba alba, 3497 nucleotides. It is a transcript of the gene SH2D5, whose product is annotated as SH2 domain containing 5. Gene Ontology annotation, cellular component: postsynaptic density. NCBI's taxonomy places the organism in Eukaryota, Metazoa, Chordata, Aves, Passeriformes, Motacillidae. The record is from RefSeq and is a predicted model, not a curated record.
CGAGCUCUGUAGUUGGACCAACUCCUGACCUUUUUCUUCCCUGGUUUCUCUGGAGACAAAGGUGAGUGAGAAAAAAAGCUCUGUUGGAACCUCUCGCUGGUCCUCUUCUCCCCUUGUCGGUGAUCAGUGAGGACACAAAUCCCAGCUGAAACCUUCUCCCCUGGCCCUGCUCUACAGAGCAGCACCUGCCUUCAGAGCUCACCACCUCCCCGCGGUGCCGUGCCCGGGGCAGCGAUGCCAGUGGGACCUGACAGUCUCCAACGUGCUGCUGCAGAGAGCUGUGAGGAGGGGACUUACACAGAAAGGAGGAGACAGCUUCAUUGAAUUUAUUCUUUUCAGCUGCUGUCUCAGUGUGCUGCCUCUAACUGGGAGUUAAAAAAUUCCUAUAGAAAUGGCCUAAAUUGUUCCCAGCCCUGUAAGAAGGGUACAAACAGCAGGUUAGAAAUCACAGCUGAUGGGAAACAGAGUGAAAGCUCUGAUCAAAGAAUGAUCCACAGGGAUGUAAAGCAAUUAGAAACAUUAACUAAUGGCUUGUUCCUGGGGCUGCUUGUACCGAAGCCGUGGGGUUUGUUGGCGUUGUGGUGAGAUGAAUCGGAGAAACUUCUCAGUGCUGGUAAAUUUAUGGGGAUAAGGAGUCUUCACCCAGAUGCUGGGCAUUUUUCAACCUCCCUCCUCCCAAUGGCAUCCCCACACCAGCAACCCCAUGGGUAUUUGUUAAAACACUGCUCUGGAUGACAUGGAUCUCUCACAUCUGAGCAGGAGCACCUUGAAUUAAGAGUAGUGCCAAAGCCUUGGUCAUCGCCAGACUCUGGCUGGGGUUUGAAUGAAGUGAUUUCUGCACACCAAACCAAAAAAAGUCACAGGGUUGGUUGUAUUUAAUCCAAAGGAGUGGUCCAGGAGCAGUGACUGGGAUUGAAUGGGAAAGUCUUCGCUGCCAGCAGAGCAAACGCCUUCUGGGGGUUUGUGCCGGCUCUGCCCCUCGCUCUUCCCCAGUCUCCGCUUCCUGGCCAGACUGAGCUCUGUUCUGUUGUUUCUUCAGCCCCAUCUGUCCCUUUUUUUUCCUUUUCUUCCACGGUUUCUCCGCUAUCAAUGAUGGGGGCUCUGCCAUCGCAGCUCACGGUGUCUUGAAGCAGCUGGUGUUGGCAGUGACCCAAGGGCUGAAUGGUGCCGGUCGGACCCUUUUCCUCACACCCUCGGGAUUGCUGGGGCACGAGACGGGGGUUUUUGGAUGCAGUGCCGAGGGUGAGACCUCAUCUCCUCCCCAAACUGCUGCUUUCCCGUUCCAGGAGCCAAGCUGGUCCCUGGGGUGGGGGCAGAUUCCUUCGGCUGGCGCGGAGGGUGUGAGGGAGGCUCUGGGUUCCGUGGUUGCUCUGCAGUGAGGCCAGAGCCACCCUUCUUCAUUUUUAUUCCAGCAAAAGCAGGCAGCAGUGGGCAAAACUCCACCGGGAACGUAGAAACUGGGGUGAAAAGGGUCUGAGCAUCAGGGCAGGGGGUGGCGAGCGAGCAACCACGUGUGUACGUGUCGGGAUUGGAAAUCGCUGCUCCGCUGGGCACGCCGGAGGAGACGGGGAAAGACGCAGAGAAAAUCAGUUGCCGCCGCGUUUUCCAAAAUCCCGAGCGAGCGUUCCUGCUCGCCGUCGCUUCCAAGAAACGGAGAGAACCGAGGAGGAAAAUUGCGGUGAUUCAUCGCGGGCAGAUCGGAGGCAGGAAAUGAGAGUUUGCUGCCUGCCCCGUGCCCGGCGUGGGCUCCGUGGGCUCGGGCUCGCCGGGGCCUGGCUGGCGGCGAGGGCCUGACACCCACGGGUCGAGCAUCCCCGCGCCGCGGCCGGAGCUGCCGGAGGAGCCACCGGCGAGGGAAAAACAACCGGCGGAGGCCGAGAGCCGGAGCAGCGGGAAUUUUUCACCUGCGUUUCUGCGGAGCCAUCCGAGCGAGAGCUGCCCGGACAGUGACCGGGGGCCGGAUCCAGGCUCCCCGUGCUUGCUCCAGCCCCACCAUCCCGGACAACUCAGAUGUGGCAUCGGAGUUGCCUGACCCCAUCCUGAUCCGGCCUUCACCCGCAAUCCCCGCUGCCAUGAAGAGGAAGCCGGGGAACGGGCGGGGGCCGGACCCUGCGGCCCCCCAGCAGCGAGCCCGCUCUGUCACCAAGCCAGCAGAGUACGUGGGAUCCUUCAUGGUGGAGGAGCUGGACCUGCAGCAGCGAGCGGGGCGGGUGGAGGAGCAGCUGCGGGCGCUGAAGGACUGUCCCCGGAGGAGGUCGGUGGUGCUGAGGUUCAGCUUGCAGGGGCUGAAGGUCUACGGCGCUGAUGGGGAGACGCUGCUGAUGGCACACGCGCUGCGCCGCAUCCUGUACAGCACCUGGAGGCUCCCCGACCGCCAGUUCGCCUUCGUGGCCCGCAACCCCCACAGCCCCCCCAGCACUCUCUUCUGCCACCUCUUCGUGGGGCUCCCGGGAGAGGUCCAGACCCUGCACCUCCUGCUCUGCCGCUCCUUCCAGCUCUGCUACCUCCUGGCGCACCCCGAGGAGCAGGCGGGCGAGGGGGAGCUCCCGGGGCCGGGGGUGCUGCGAGAGCCCCUCAACCCCGAGGAGGUGUCACGAAAUGUCAACGCCCUCGUGUCCUUCCGGCGCCUGCCCGCGCCCGGUGGCCUCGGCCCGCUGGGUCCCGGGGACCGGCGGCCGGAGGCGGAGGGCAGAGCCUGGCGCCCGGGGAACCCCUACUGCUCGCCGGUGCUGGUGCGCAAGAAAGCCAUUCGGAGCAAAGUGCUGCGCUCGGGAGCCUACCGGGACUGCGGGGGCGAGGGACAGCUCCACCAGCAGCCCCGCGACGCCGCGGCGGCGGGAGGGGAAAGCAAAGGGGCGAGGAGCUUGGCCUUCCUGCCCGAGAACGAGAGCGUCCUCGCCGAGAGCGUGUGGGCCUUCGCCGGCAUCGCCAGGGCCGCGGGGGUGGCUGUGCUGCGGCGGGACGUGCCCGGCUCCUUCCUGCUGCGCGCCGAGCCCGGGCUGCCCAAGCGCUGGUGCCUGUGGGUGCGGGCGCCCUGCGGCGUGGUGUGCUACGGCGUGCUGCGGACACAGCACGGCAGGUUCUGCGUGGAGCACUCCAGCGCCGAGUUCGCCAGCAUGACCGCUCUGCUGGCGCACUACUCCGGGCCACCGGGGGGCUGCUUCUGCCGCCUGGCCCCCGGCCGACGCAACCCCGGCUACGAGGAGCGGGACCCCGGCGGCGGGGCCAGCGCCGGGCCGGGGGAGGCCGCCUGGGCCCCGCCGCCCCCCACCGGGGUGCAGCACGAGCGGGGGUAGCCCGGACCCCCCCGCGCACGGCUGUCCCCCGCACCCCCGGCUUUCACUCGCUGCCCGCCUUCCCCCCGGCCGGGCUGGCCGCGCCUCCCGCAAUAAAGGCUCUCGUGCAUCGGAGCGGGGCUCGGCUGGCUGCUCACACCGCCCGCGGCGGGACGCGCUGCACGCCGGUGUGCUCACACCUGUGUGCUCACACCUGUGUGC